This is a messenger RNA of Argentina anserina (silverweed cinquefoil), 2270 nucleotides long. RefSeq names its product protein root UVB sensitive 6. The record is from RefSeq and is a predicted model, not a curated record. Lineage: Eukaryota; Viridiplantae; Streptophyta; Magnoliopsida; Rosales; Rosaceae. Bases 179 to 1732 code for a protein of 517 amino acids. The transcript has 13 exons.
CUCUCACUCGCUCUCUCUCUCUCAUUCUCUCCUUCAAUUCCAUUUUCUUUCCCUCUUUAGAAUCGCAAAUGCCAACCAUGCCUUCGUUAACUCCAAAGCUCCCCAUUCUUCUUCUCCUUUCUCUUCUUCUAUAAAUCUCGCCGAGGCUUCAAUUCGAUCGCCACCGUUGAAAAACGCAAUGUCUCCUCCUCCCAUCAAUCUCGGCCGCAAAAACUCCCCGGCGAAUCACCAAACCCUCACCGCCACCGCCACCGCCACCACCGCCGCGCAGGACGCGCGCCUUAUCGUCCGUGAGACGCUCCGUAUUAGCGCCACCCUCGCCUCCUCCCCGGCCGAGCCUCUUGUGCCGCCACUCGAGAGCCGCAAUCUCCAGCUCGGCCACGGCCGGCUCGACGACGACUUCGUCGGCUCUAGCUUCAGAUUGAUUUGCUGCGAGGAGAUCGACGGCCGGAGAUGGAACUACGUCGCCGAACCGGAUUCCGUUACCGGAACCUUCAAGAAAGGCUCCUUGCGUGCGCUCGGGUUGCACAGUCCUCAACCUCCUCUGCAAGGAUUGAAGUCAUUUGUGACAUCAUAUGUUGUUCCCGAAGGAUUUCCAGAUAGUGUGAUUCCUUCAUAUGUACCGUAUAUGACGUGGAGAGCGCUCAAGCAUUUCUUUGGCGGGGCUAUGGGUGUUUUCACAACGCAAACACUUCUGAGUUCAGUUGGAAUCGCUAGAAACACAGCUGCUCCUGGGGCUGUUGCUAUCAACUGGAUUCUAAAGGAUGGAGCUGGUCGUGUUGGAAAAAUGCUUUUUGCUCGACAAGGAAAGAAGUUUGAUUAUGAUCUAAAACAGUUACGGUUCGCGGGUGAUCUUCUUAUGGAGUUGGGAGCUGGGGUUGAGUUGGCAACUGCAGCUGUGCCACACCUUUUCCUUCCUUUGGCUUGUGCAGCUAAUGUGGCAAAGAAUGUUGCUGCUGUAACAUCAACAUCAACUCGUACACCAAUUUACAAAGCAUUUGCUAGAGGAGAAAAUAUCGGAGACGUGACAGCUAAGGGAGAAUGUGUGGGCAAUAUUGCAGAUCUGCUGGGAACUGGAAUGAGCAUAUUGAUCUCCAAAAAUAAUCCUUCAUUAGUGACUACAUUUGCUCUCCUUUCAUGUGGAUAUGUUCUCAGCUCUUACAAAGAGGUUAAAUCUGUAGUGUUGCACACCUUAAACCAAGCAAGAUUCAGCGUGGCUGUAGAUGCGUUUCUUAAAACAGGGAGAGUUCCCUCACUGCAGGAGGGGAACGUGAAUGAGAAUGUAUUCAAUUUUCCAUGGGUAAAAGAUGGCCCUGUUGUUCUUGGGCCAAGAUUUAAAGAUGCGUUCCAAGAACCAAGUGUUUAUCUUGCCUUAGAGCCCUUUUUUGAGAAAGAAAGAUACGUUGUUACAUACAAUCCUUCGAAAGGUAAAGUAUAUGCAUUGCUGAAGGAUCAAGCGAAGUCGGACGACAUUCUAAAAGCAGCUUUUCAUGCUCAGGUGCUUUUGCAUUUCUUGCGUUUAUCAUGCGACUCUCAGCCCCUAUCACAGCAGCAAAUGAAGGUUGGAUAUUCAAAUGUUGUUCCUCCAGCAAAAGAUCUGGAGGCAUAUAUUGUUGAGUCAUGCAAAAUGGUGUCACAUUCUUAUAGGAUUUUUAAGAGUAAAGCAGCAGAGCAGGGGUGGAUGAUGUCGGAAGCACAUCUUAAUCCCGGGCGUACUCGUCUUAUUAAGUGAUUGAUUUUAUGGAACUCAAUCUCCUUGCAAAUUAGCUUUCACACCCCAAAGUAUGAACAGCUUCAACACUUACUACAGUUUGAAACUAAAACAGGGGGAAAAAGAGUUGGAGCUUCGCGUGAUUUCAGUAGGACUACGGAAAACAUGUCCUGUUCAUGUUAGUGAUGUUACCCGAAGGACGCCAAAUGUUCUUUGCUCCCAGACUCAAUGGCUGACAUGCUUGGUGAAGUUUUUAUGUGAUAGAAAGGAGACUUAGUAUAUAAUGAGUUAUGGUGACUGCAUAUUCCUUUUUUUUUUUUUUUCCUAUAGGGCUUUUCUUAUGUUUCUUUUCUUCUAAAAUCUGUCGCACUUUGUCUGUAGUACUGCAGAAUCCCUGUUGUUAAAUAUAAUUUUGUCAGUUGAUGUGUGUGUAUCAGAUGGAAUGAGGGUUGAUGUUGUAUGGCAUUCGACGGUUGAGUCCAUAUAUGUAUAGAAUAUUUACUUCGUUCUAAACAAUGCGGCAAAUUAGCUUGCAAGCUGGAUUGUAGGGACGCUAACA